UCGUGACAGUUUCGCUUGUCCUGUUGCCUGUCGUUGUUGUCUUUCUACUCCCCUGCCCCCUGCUAAUACGACCGCAUCUAGUGAUCCCCACCAUGUCGACGGAAUUUGACGUCACGCCUGAGAGGCGGGCAUCUCUACUACAUUACUUCUAUCGGCAGUUCUUCGUUGCGGCGCCGCAGGUCUCACCGCGCGACGUGGACCUGAGCGGGAAGACGGCCAUAGUCACGGGGGCCAGCGUAGGACUGGGGCUGGAAGCGGCGCGGCAGCUGCUGGACCUGGGAUGCAAAGUCAUCAUCGCCGUGCGCGACCAGUCGCGGGGCGAGAGGGCGCGGAGGGAGAUCACCGAGGGCCGCGAUAUCUCGCCAGACAUGGCCGAGGUCUGGAAGCUGGACCUCGCAUCGUACGACUCGGUGACGCGCUUCGCCGAGCGCGCUCGCGGCCUUGAGCACCUCGACAUCGCCAUCCUCAACGCGGGGCUCUACAAGGCGGCCGAGACCUUCGGCCCGACCGGCUACGAGGAGGGCGUGCAGGUGAACUACCUGUCGAACGUGCUGCUGGCGCUGCUGCUGGCGCCGAUCAUCCGGGCGAAGAAGACGGGCGGCGCCGGGCCGGGCCACAUCGCGCUGGUGUCGUCGGACCAGGCGGCGUGGGCGCGGUUCGAGGAGCGGGGCGCGCGGCCGGUGCUCGCCGCGUUCAAGCAGCCGAUGCCGCGCUGGGACAGCGGCGAGCGCUACGGCACGACGAAGCUGCUGGCGCAGCUGUUCGUCGCGGAGCUCGCGCGGCGCGUCCCCGCCGCCGACGUCGCCGUCUCGCUGCCGAACCCGGGCUUCUGCCGCGGGUCCGACCUCGGCCGCGAGACCAGCGGCCUCUUCUGGCUCGCCUACCGCGUCCAGUGCAGCGUGCUCGCGCGCACCUGCGCCGUCGGCGCGCGCACGUUCGUCGCCGCCGCCACCACGCUGCGCGCUGCCGCCCACGGCCAGUACGUCGAGGACGGCAAGGUCCAGCCGAUGGCGCCAUUCGUCUACACCCCCGAAGGCCAGCGCGUCGCAAAGCAGCUCUACGAGGAAACCUUAGACGAGCUUGCGUUCGCGGGGGUGAGGGAUAUCAUCGACGGCCUGUCGCAAUCUAAAUAGCACAUCGAUAUUUUUCGCUUCUCUCUUCCGUACCACAUGAUAUAUCGCGACUGUCUAACCGGGAACCCGCAUGAUACGAUGAUGUCUCUCCAUUGCAGUACCGUGCUACCAGUGUUCAGGACUCCAUUUGUGCCUCUGCCGUAGCACUCAGCGUUCAGAUGUCCAUGGACCCUCGUUACACGUCGCCGUAUGAUAGAGGACGCCGUGUUGCGCGAAUUGGUAUGUGCACGUCGCUUGAUCUCACCCCUCGAAGUAGUUCCUCUCUUGGUGUAAGCGAAGGCGAUCGGAUCCACAGAGGAAUCCCCGACAUUUCCACCUGGCACCGUGACGCGUUGUAGUGCGCCAGAUUUUCUCUCCAGCCAUUCGCGGAGAGUUCGGCUGCGAUGG
Molecule: messenger RNA, 1520 nt
Organism: Durotheca rogersii
Lineage: Eukaryota; Fungi; Ascomycota; Sordariomycetes; Xylariales; Xylariaceae
Exons: 2
Coding region: 93-1133 (346 amino acids)
Source: RefSeq, a predicted model, not a curated record